This is a messenger RNA of Spirodela intermedia, 30694 nucleotides long. Lineage: Eukaryota; Viridiplantae; Streptophyta; Magnoliopsida; Alismatales; Araceae. The record is from the annotation of a GenBank genome assembly.
AUGGUUGAUUCUAUAUGUGGAGGAGCUUUUAUGGAGAAAACUCCUGAUGAGAUUUACAGUCUUUAUGAGAAUUUAAGUGAAAAUUCUAGAGAUCAAGCCUCUUUUGAAUUAUAUGACAGGGAUAAGAAGAGAGGAAUUUAUGAAUUGCAUCAUGAUGAUGAUUCUAAACUUAGAAAUGAGGUUAAUCAGAUUAAUCAAAGAUUAGAAAAAAUUGAUUUACUCAUUGACAAUAUUAGAAAGCCUUUUAACCCUCAACUUAAUUCGAAUAGUACAUGUCCUAUGUAUGGUGAAAACGAUUAUUCUGAAUUUCAAUGUUAUAAUUUAGAUCAAUCAUUUCAUCCUAUGCAAGAACAAGUGCAAGUAGCUCACGGUUUUAAUAGAAAUAGGGAAAAUUUUUCAAAUUCUUAUAAUCCUAAUUGGAGGAAUAAUCUUUCAUGGAGAGACCCAAAUAAUAUUCAAAAUCCAGAAGCACUUAGACCCAAUUCAAACUCUGAAUUUCGUCCAAAACAAGAAAAUAGAUUUCAGAAAAAUCAGCCCUCUCAAACCCAACCUGAUGCUAUGGAAAUGAUGCAGCAAAUGAGCCAAAUGAUGCAACAAACUAUGAAUCAAAUGAUGCAGCACCAGAAACAAAUUAUAGAGGCUCUUGAGAAUAAGAGAGAAGAGGGACAGCUACCUAGUCAGCCCAUAGAAAAUUCAGAAAACUGUCCAACAGUAAGAUUUCAGCAAGAAGAGUCUAGCUGGAUAAAUUUAGAAAAAAACCCACGAAAUGAAAAUGUUAGGACAGUGAAUAUAUUGAGUGAGAAUAUUUUACCUGAACCUUAUUUCCAAUUAUUAGAAGAAAUUGAUGAUCCAUUAGAAGUAAAUGAGAAUAUUAAGGCCAAAAAUGUAGUAGCAGAAAAUUUGAAUAAAAUCAGUUAUUGCUCACAAUUGAUGAAUGAAUAUAGUGAGGAUGAUGAGGAGAAAGAACCCUUAGAUGAAGAAACAGCAACUGAUCAUAGAAAAAUCAUCCAAAUUUUAGUAGAAGGGAGUAAGGACAGAAAUGAAGAAAAAUAUAUUUCAAGUGAGGAAAAAUCAACUGAUUUGGGAGAUGUAGGAGACGAAAUUAAUGAAUCUAAUCAUAAUUUUGCAGCCAUGGAUGUUGAUUGUGAGGAUGAUGAUGUAUAUCAUAUACCAAAAUUAAAAGAUAGCUCUUGGGAAGAUGAAGAAUUUGAUGAGUUGAGAAACGAAAAGCUAGAAAAAGAAUUGAUUCAACUAAUGGGAACAAGCGAAAAUAAUAGAUGUGAAUAUAGAAAUAAUUUUGGAGGAGAAAAUUUGAAUUUUACUGAAUUCAUUAGAUCUGAGAUUAAAGAAGACAAUCCUUCCAUCCUUCAAAACCCACAGCCCAUUAGAAUUAUUUCUAAGCUUGAAAUAUUUCACUCCUCACAAAUUGAACAAAUAUGUAUGGAAGAUAAAAUGGAGCAGGGGAAGAUUAUGCAGAUAAAAGAAGACAUUAAGAAAUGGGUGAGUGGAAGAAUUAGAGAUACCAAUUUAGAUGAAAAAAUUUUAGAUUGGGCAAGAGCUAAUCUGAAAAUUAUACGGCCUGAUCACAUUUUAUGGUUUAUUAAUAGAAAGUAUUUAUUAAUGAAUGAGAGCCUAACAAAACAAGAUAGAAAUAAGGAAAGAUUCUUUUCAAAAUGGAAAUAUUAUUUUUGGGAAAAUUUUGUUAAUUUCCAUUUUAUUUUGGCUGAAAGUAUGUCAAGGUAUAUAUAUGAAGUAUAUGAAUUUAUGCUAAAUCUGAAAAAGAAUAUCAUAAAACUUACCUUGGGAUACAAAUAUAUUUUGAUGGCCAUAGAUCAGCUUAUAUGAUAUAAGAGCUGUCCAGCUGGAGACAUUAAAUUCAGCGCUGCAUGGGAGGCAACCCAUGGUUUUUAUUUCAUUCUGUUUGAUUUUUUUUUAAGCUCUGUUUUUCUUAGAAUUUCGCAGUACUUGUUUCUGUAUUUGUUUUUCUUUCGAAAAAGUGCAGGAGGAGUGUAAGAUGAAGUGGAAAAUUAAAAACGAGGUUGAGGUGAUAUCUUUCUGAGCUUCAUCAUUUAUGAAAAUAUUUUUAAUGCUUAACUUUGCAGAUAUGCAUGCUUCACUUGAAAAUUAUAUUUUCUGCAUAUUCUGUUUCGAGUUUUCUGUGUCAUUGAGGACAAUGUCAUUUUUAAGUUGGGGGGUGAAGUAUUCAUUAUUAAUUUAUGCUGUAGGAUGAUUAAGAACAUGUGUUUGCAUUUUAUUCAACUUAGAACAGCAACUAAAAAAAAUAAAAAUAAAAUAAAAUUCGGAAAAAUUGCAACAUCUAUUUUCUGGUUUUCUGUCAGAAACAACAGACUGUCAAAAACAGAAGACAAAAAACAGCCCGAAAUUUGAAAUUCUAGAAGACCCUUUUCUCACAUUUCAAUCCCCUAGAUAUAUAUUACUGAAAUUCGAAAUUACAGCUAUAAAGAAGAUAGUUUUGAUUUAUUUUUGACAAAUUUAUUGCUGCUAAAAAUAGAACUGAAAACAGAAAACGGAAUUGUCAGAACUAUCUAAUUUACAAAUUCCUUACAUCAUAUUGCAUGCAUGAAAAAUUAAAUCAAUUAGAUUGAUUGAUACCAAAAGAUACUAGGAAGAUUAUUAUUGAGUCAAAAGAAUGAUCUAGUAGCAUGAAAUGUUGGAAUACUCCUUGGAUACAUGAUAGAUAACAUGGAUUUGAUUUUACAGAUUUUCACUUCAUGAUCUUGAUGGAUAAUAUUUACUUGAUGUCAAAAUUUGAUUGAUCAUUUGAGUUUAAUGGAGAUUUUUGCACCCUGAUCUAUAGGACUUGUGAGGAGAAAUCACUUAUUUCAAAAAAAAAAAAAAAAAAAAAAAAGAGAGAGCAAUGUGAAAAAUCUAGAAACGAAGAGUACACAUGGAGGGUGUGAGACAUCAUUCUCAUUGUCGAAAAUCGUGCAUAGAAAAACACUUGCUGAAAAAUAAGUGGAUAAAGUGAAAGCCCUGAAAAUGAAGAGUACACAUGGAGGGUGUGAGACAUCAUUCUUAUUGUCGAAAUUUGUCUACAGGAAAAGCUACUUAUCCACUAUAUAUAUAAAAAAAAAAAAGAAGGAAGAAAUAUAGUGCAAACUUCAAAAAUCAAGUCAUAGAAAAAGGGAAAUGUAAGAUCAAUAUUAUUCUUGGAUGAGUAUUGAUAAUUGGAACAUCUUGUAAAUACAUCUAUGAGUGAAGAAGUGAUAAAGAUGUGAAUAGAAGAAGUGAAGUCUAGAUUGUUAUUCCAAGGAGUGUUUAAACAUUUAAGUGCUUGACAUCAUUCUUAAAUACUUGAUAUAAGAAUCCAAAGUGUUUAAAGGUGCAUCAUUUCUAAUUGUAUUUCUUUUCUGUAUUGAAAUGUGAUGUUUGAGAUUUGUAAAUUUUUAUUUUCGUAAUUCCAUUGCUAAGGGACUAGCAAUGAUUUAAGUUGGGGGGUGUGAUAAGUCUUCAUUAUCAUGAGUUAAUAAUUAGUAAAUAAUAUAGUUUUAGCCUUAACUCAUGAUAAAUAGACUUAUAUUUGUGUUAAAGCAUGAAAAGUGGUUUUCAGUUGAUUAACGUGAAUUUUUGGGUAAUUAUGUGAUUUUAUACGAUUUUUACAGUCUUAGUUUUGAGAUAAACGAAGAACAAGAAAUAAAAAUAAAAAUAUUGCAAAAUGGGGAGACCCGCCGGCCAGCCGGGCCCGCAAGCGGGUCGGAAGCGCAGUCGGGGAGUAGCCGCGAGCAGGGGCUCGAGCGGCUUGCUUGGAUCGAUAGGGGCACGUGUGCGCCACUCCCCUUCCACGUCACCGGUGGUCAGCCGGCUGUGGGGCAAGGAGUGGUCGUACACGCGAGAGGAUUUUGCCUACAAAGCUAACUUUACUAUAUAUUCGCCCAAAUAAUCCGCGCACAACCGAUGUGGGACUAAACCCGCGUCACACCUUGUUCAGGGGCGGGCGACCGCCGCGGGUUCGAAUCCUCCCAGAGUCAAAAUUCAUAUAUUUUUAACUGAUUAUCGCGACUUUCCUGCAGAUCGCCGGUGAAGGAUUAAGCAACCGGAAUCGCUGGAUCAUCGGCGAAAAUCUCGUCAACGCGAUUCGCGGAGCAUUGCUACUAAAAUUUCUGAACGAUUCGCGAUAAAAGGAUCGCAAUCCAUCGAGUAAAUCAUCUCCGAUUGAUCGACGAACAAGCCGUCGUCGGGAAGAGGACGAUCCGCCGGGAGACCAGUCGCCACCUCCUGAGAGCGUACCAGAUGCGAUGAAGAGCCUCCUCUUGCUGCGCGGACCUGAGGAUGAAGCUCCCUAACACGCGCCUCACCUCCAUCCAGCCCCUCUCCGUCGGGUGACAGCCGCCGGAGAGCCGCAAAGUCGCCGUUUUUCCGCUCCGCCGGGUGACAGCCGCCGGAGACGAUUCGACGACCCACUUCAUUGGUCUCUAGACUUCGCGAGAAGAUCUAGAGAUUGCCCACGUCGUCUUUGUCCAAGGAGAGCCUUCGAGGCCGUGGACACUGCACGACGACCCUCCCGAACGCUCAGGAUUCCGGUGCAUCGCCGACGCGUCGCCGUCGCGACGCCGGAACUCUGUUUUCCUGCUUUAUCUAGAGAUUGCCCACGUCGUCUUUGUCCAAGGAGAGCCUUCGAGGCCGUGGACACUGCACGACGAUCCUCCCGAACGCUCAGGAUUCCGGUGCAUCGCCGACGCAUCGCCGUCGCGACGCCGGAACUCUGUUUUCCUGCUUUCAAUUUAAUUUACGCUUCAUUUAGUGAUACUUUGUUGAUUUUUAUUUACCAAACUAUACUUUGUUCAACUACGAUUCUUCCGGCUUUUACAGAUCUUAAUUUGAUUAAUUGAGUCGUCUGUAAUCGCCUACGUAAGAAUCGCCGGGCGGAACUGUGUUUCCGCCUGAUUCGCGUUCGCCGGGCGCUGACGUCAUCCUGACGUCCGCACCCUUAUUUCCUUUUUUUUUCGUGAAUUUUAAAUAUAUUUCCUUUUUAUUUCCUAGUAUAAAAUUCGUAAGAAAAUCGUACUCAUUGAGAAAAAUUCUGAAUAAUUACCAGAUAUCAUAUUACAUCCCUGUGAUCGACCUGGAAAAUUACCGCUAUUUUUGGAAUUUUUAUUGAAUUAUAAUUGAUAUAUUUAUUUAGAAAUACUUCUAAAUAUCCGAAAAUUCGUAUUUUCUAGUUUUAUAAAUUUUAUAUUUGCGUGAUUUAACAUACAACGACUGAGUCACGUCAGGCAAUAAUGGGUAAAUUUAAUGCAAACAUGCCUUACCUUAUGACAAUUUCAAACGAAUUAAGAAGUGUAGUAAAAUUGUGUGAUAGUGUAACAGUGUGGAUGCCCUAGAUGCAAGGCACAUCAUCAUUAGAUUUGAAAAUAGGGAGGGCUUUUGCAUUGUCUGGAGUAGGACGAUGUUGGAAGGUGGAGGAACUGUGGAUGACAACUUUUCAUUGAUCCGCCUUCUUCUCCCAUGGAGUGAACCCACCCUUCACCUUGAUUUGGGUGGGGUUCCCAUGCAUCAAGGUACAUUUUCUUAACCCAUCAGCCCUCAAAUUGAUUGUAUCCAUGAUUGACACAUUCAUUAGUGCUGAUAGAGAUGUAACUCAAUUCACACAACUGGACUAUUCCCAAGUGUGUAGAAGUGAACAUCGCACAGUGCAUCCCCAAAACUAUUAUAAUUAAAAAAGGAUUGAGAGGUCAUAGAGCAAAAGGUGGUUGUGGAAAAUGUAUGAUCCUAUCGUAGUGCAUGUUAGAAGAUUGGCCAUGACAACUGGAACUAUCAUUUCAAUUGAAAGGAGAGGGGGUGCCAAGGGAGGAGAGGGAUGGGGAAUGAGAAGUCUAGGAGAGGAGGAAGCAUGGAGACACUAAGACAUGGAAAUGGGGGGACGAAAGGGUAGAGAUGGGGAAGUGAAGUAAGGCUAUAUGGAGGGCAGGCAAGAUGGACUGGAAACUACUAUAGAAGGAGUUGACAUGGAAGAAGGGAGGAAGAGGAUUGGAGAUGAGCAGGUAAUGAUUACUAGAUCUAUUGUGGGAGUAGUUGGGAAAUCUGUGGAACCACGGAAGACUGGAGCAAGACAAGCUGGAGAGUGUACCAUAGUAGGGACCUCUAGGAUAAGGAAGAUACCCUAGUCAGUCAAAGUGUCCCUUAGGUAGUGAGUCAAGAGGAUCCCAAGAGGGAGGAGGUAGCAAGAGUAGGAGAGGGGGAAGGAUUAUCCCUACUCCUAGUAAGAGAAGCAACAUCAAGGGGGCCACGACCACACUAGUAUCAGAGCCCCAAGGCCCUGUCCAACACACCACACCACAAGGAGAGAAGAUCGAUAGCCAAGGGAAGACGAUUGAGGAGGGAGAUAUUCAAGGCAAGGCAACUGAGGUGUAAUCUCUCAAGGGAAAUCCAAGAGCCUUAGACCCAAGGUUUAUCAUAUUGAAUAUGCAAGCAUGGCUAGAAUAAGGAGGUAGCGUAAGUUCCCGAUUGGUAGCAGUUCGUGUUGGGUUGAUCUUAUGUUGGUCAGUGUGUCACCUCACCAAGCACAUCUGAUAUAAAGGCUCGUGAAGCAUUAUGAUACUAGAAACUUAAGCGUCAUGAUACCAUUAGGGAUAUAAAGAUAAUAAUUAAGGAUUAUUUGGUAAAAUAGACAUUAUCAAUUAUCUUUAAAAUCUUGAUAGCAAUCGUGAAUACGGCAAUCCGUUCUUCCCUUCUUUUGCACAAUCAACGUCUCUGGUGAUCGACAAAGCUCGUUCCUUCCUCCCUUGACUAUACGUAAGGCCUCUAGUGAGUGGUGAGUUCUUUCCUUUUCCCACAGACAACGGUGACAAUGUGGUCAACCCCUCUUUCGAUAGAUCUCUUUGACAAGCGACGCAGCACUUUCAAACAACACUUCUAUGACUUCCAAUGUGGUGUGGCAUGUCCAAAUAAAACUAAGCCGCCACACUUGUCUCCAAUUGUCUAAGAGGCAGAUUAAACUUGGACAAUAAUUUAUUUCUUACUUUUAGUAUUUACUUAUCUUCUUUUAUGGUAAAUUAUUUCUAUUUCAUACAUAUUUUGAUUGAAAUGAGUAAAAUUAAUUCAAAACUUGAUGAACGAUCUUCGUUCUUCUUCUAAAUCCUCUAAAUUUUGUCUUAAAUUAAGCUAGGAUCAUUUUUAACUUAUUUUUUAUUGAUUUUCAUAGUUGAAUCUCGACAUAUUUAUGUUUUCAGUGUUUCACAAAUAAGAAAUAUAUUUUUAUUUUCGAACACGUAGUCACUAAUAGUUGCAAAAUAGUAGUUGCACCUAUAUAUUAAUAUCUUAUAUAUAUAGGUGUUAAUUAAUAGGUAGAUAAUAUAAUUAUACAUGUGUUACUGACUUAUUAUGACAUUAUAAUAUUUUAUCAUUUAAGUCUUAAUAUAUAUUAUUUUACUUAUUUUUAAUUAUAUUAUGAGACUAACCUCACUUUACUUUUAUGAAGUCAAGUGAUGAUUCUCUCACAUUUUUUUGAUAAUUAUUUGCAUACAAAGACUUAAGUGAGCUCUUAUUAUGAGUUGAAAAUAAAAGAAGAAGUCCAAGCCUUCAACAUAAUAAAAAGCCUAAGCCUUAUAGAGAGGGUUGAUGAUAACUCAAGACUUGGGAUGUCGUAGGUCCUAAGUGAGGUUAUUUAAAACUAUUUAUAUUUUUACUAUCAUAAUCAAUCUAAUAAGUAGAGAAGGUAAGAUAGGGGUUGACGUAACUCAGUCAUUAUAUAGUAAAUCAUGUAAAUUUAAAAUUUAUAAAACUAGAAAAUAUAAAUUUUUAGAUAUUUAGAAGUAUUUCUAAAAAAAUAUAUCAAUUAUAAUUCCAUAAAAAUUCCAAAAAUAGUGGUAAUUUUCCAAGUCGAUCAUAAGGAUGUAAUAUAAUAUUUGGUAAUUAUUUAGAAUUUUCCUCAAAGAAUACUAUUUUGUAUGAAUUUUAUAUUAUUAAGUGAAAAGAAAAUAUAUUUAAAAUUCACGAAAAAGUGAAAUAAGGGUGCGGACGUUAGGAUGAUGUCAACGUCUGGCGAAUGCAAAUUAGGCAAAAACAUAGUUCCGCUCAAUGAUUCUUACGUAAGCGAUUAUGUAAGAAUCGUAAAAGCCGAAAGAAUCGUAAUAGAAUGAAGUAUAUCUUGGUAAAUUUAAAAUCAACAAAUUAUCACUAAAUGAAACGUAAAGUAAGUUGAAAGUAGGAAAAUAGAGUUCCGGUGUCAUGGUGACGAUACAUCGGCGAUGCAUUGAAAUCUUGAGCAUUCAGGAGGAUAGUCGUGUAGUGUCCAUGGCCUCGAAGGCUCUCCUUGGACAAGGAUGAUGUGGCCAAUUUCUAGAUCUCCUUGCAAAGUCUAGAGAUCAAUAAAAUAGGUUGUCGAAUCGUCUCCGGCAGCUAUCACCCGGUGGAGCGGAAAAAUAGCAACUUUGCAGCUCUCCGGAAGAUGUCACCUAACGGAGAAGAGCUAGAUGGAGGUGGGGCGCGUGUCAAGGAGCUUCAUCCUUAGGUUCGCGCAGCAAGAGGAGGCUCUUCAUCGCAUCUAGUACGCUCUCAAGAGGUGGCGACUCGUCUCUCGGCUGAUCGUCCUCUUCCCAAUGAUGGCUUGUUUGUCAAUUAAUCGGAGAUGAUUUACUUGAUAGAUUCGUGAUCCUUUUAUUGCGAAUCGUUCAAAAAUUUUAGUAACAAUGCUCCCUGAAUCAUGUUGACGAAAUUUUCACUGAUGAUCUAACAAUUCUAGUUGCUUAAUCCUUCAUCGGUGAUCUAUAGUAAAGUCACGAUAAUCAGAUAAAAAAUAUAAAUUUUGGCUCUAGGAGGAUUCGAACCCACACUGGUUGUUCGCCUUUUUUAGGGAGGUGACAUAGGUUUAGUCCCACAUCAGUUGUGCACUGAAUUUUUGGGCGAAUAUAUAGUAAUGUUAGAUUUUUAAGUAAGUCCCUUUCUCACGUAUGUACAGCCACUCUUUGUCCCACAGUCAGUUGACCACUGGUGACAUGGAAAGGGAGUGGCACAAAUGUGCCUUAUCGGUCCAAGUUGCUCGAGCCCCUAGCUCACGACUCCUCCUUGACUGGACUUUCGAUCCACUUGUGGGCCCAACUGGUUGGUGGGACUCCCUAUUUUACAAUAUUAUAUUUUUAUUUCUUUUUUUUCAUUUAUCUCAAAAGUAAGACUAUAAAAAUCAUAUAAAAUCACAAAAUUACUCAAAAAUUCACGUUACUCAAUUGAAAACUACUUUGCAUACUUUAACACAAAUAUAAGUCUAUUUAUCAUGAGUUAAGGCUAAAACUAUAUUAUUUACUAAUUAUUAACUCAUGAUAAUGAAGACUUAUCAAGAGUCGAACCACAAGGAGAAAGACUAAUGAUCUUAAGAAAUCUUAAGUAAUGAGAAGAAAUAAGUAAGAAAAUUGACAAGAGAAAGAGAGAUGGGAGAUGAGUGGCAGAUGAAAAAUAUGAGUGAAAUGAGGUGUAAUGAAGGAAACCCUAGAUCAUGAUUGACCUAGGGAGUGUAGAAAAGAAGUUUUGAGAGUAUUUUAAUGAGAAAUAGUGGUUGAGGUUGAUAAAGAAUAAUGUAACUACUAAAAAUAUUGGUGUCAUAUGUUGGAAGAAAACACUUUGAUCUUGUGAUUUCUGACUAUAGUGAGUGUUUUAAGUUUUUCUUAAGCUAGAUUUUCAAGAAGACAUUUAGGUAAGUGCUAAAAGAAGAAAAGAGAGUGUCGCCGCACAUCACAUACAACAGUGCACCAAAUAUAUAUAAAACUUAUGUGGCUGAAACGUGUCGUUAAUUGGGGAAAAUUAUGGAAAAACCCUUAGAAUGUGUGAAAUAAUAUAUAUAUAUCCCUAAAUUACUUAAAUAUCCUCAACUCAAAUAUAUCAAAAUAAAUUCAAAAAAAUCAUAAAAAAUUCAAAAAUAUUUGUGAAAUAAGUAUUUUUUAUAAUAAUUAUGAAGUUACUAUUUGGCUAUUUUAUGGAUGAUAACAUGCUAAAACAAGAUAUUUAAUCCUAAAAUAUAUUCACUUUAAGGUAAUUAAUGAGUAGUUUUAACAUACUAUCAGUUGGCCUAAUAUAUUUAUGGCCCAAGAGAGAGCAUCAUCUUGGCCUAGCCCAUUUGGACUUAAAAGGGCUAUCAAGAGAUGAGAUCUAGGCCGCCUAUCUUAGGGCACCUUAAGAUGAGAUUAAAAGAAGGAUUAGAGCACCACCCUCAUGAAAUGAUCUAGGCCGUCCACUAAGAGAGUUGGUUAUUAAUCAUAACCAUCCAUUAGAGGGGCCUAAUUCUCGAGAGGAUUAAGGUAUUUCACCCCCUUCUUAGAGGGCGCUUUUUGGCUCUCUCUUUAGUAGUGACUAGUUAAAGGAAAUAAGAGAAAAAUCAAGGCCUGAUUAAAAGCAUUCCCGUGCCUAAAAUCAUCAUGAAGAAGAGAUUACUUGAAGCGUAUCAAGAUCAUCUUGGAUCAAGUAUCAUUCGACUUAGAACUAACGCACAACGAGGUUUGUGCAAUGUCCAGAUUUUGGAUGUCUUUGUAAUCCUCUCCAUAGAUAAAUUAACUUUUAAUUUGAAUUAGUUUUAUCAUUUAUUUUAUCAUUUCAUUACAUUAGAUCUAUUUUAUCCUCUUUGUCACGUUUUUCAUAACUCUUGUCUUUACUCUUUUACAUUUAAUUUCACCCUUCACAAUCUCAAGGAUAUAUAUAUAUAUAUAAAAUAAAAUAAGUGAAAUUCUUACUUACAAUACCCAUGCUCUUUAAGGAUCGACCCUUACUUAUCAUAAAUAUAAGAGUAAGAUUUUAUAAAUAUUAUUUACAUGAAUUUGAUUGUGUCACAACAACAUAUUUAAAUUUUAAUUUGAGUUCAUUAGUCAUUGAGAUUAAAGGCUGAUUAAUGAGAAUCUAAUGGUUAAAGCAAAUUAGAGACAUUCAUGACUAAUCGACGCGACUCAAUCAUUGUAUAUUAAAUCACGUAAAUAUAAAAUUUAUAAAACUAAAAAAAAUAAAUUUUUGAAUAUUUAGAAGUAUUUAUGAACAAAUAUAUCAAUUAUAAUUCAAUAAAACUUCCAAAAAUAGCAAUAAUUUUCCAGGUCAAUCAUAGGGAUGUAAUAUAAUAUCUGGUAAUUAUUUAGAAUUUUCUUUAGAUAAUACUAUUUUAUAUGAAUUUUAUACUAAGAAAUGAAAAUGAAAUAUAUUUAAUAUUCACAAAAAAAGGAAAUAAGGGUGCGGGCAUCAAGAUGAUGUCAGCACUUGGCAAAUGCGAAUCGAGCAGAAAUAGAGUUCCACCCAGUGAUUCUUACAUAAGCACUUACAUAUGAUUUAAUUAAUCAAAUUAAGAUUUGUAAAAGUUGGAAAAAUCGUAAUUGAGCAAAGUGUAUUUUGGUAAAUUAAAAAUACAAAAAUUAUCACUAAAUGAAGCAUAAAGUAAAUUGAAAAUAGAAAAACAGAGUUCCAGUGUCAUGACGGCGAUGCGUCAGCAAUGCACCAGAAUCUUGAGCGUUCAGGAGGAUUGUCGUGUAGUGUCCAUGGCCUUGAAGGCUCUCUUUGGACGAAGGUGACGUGGGCAAUCUCUAGAUCUUUUCGUGAAGUCUAGAGAUUAAUGAAAUGGGUCGUCGAGUCAUUUCCGGUGGCUGUCACUUAACAGAGCGGAAAAACGGUGACUUUGCGGCUCUCUAGCGACUGUCACCCAACAGAGAGGAGCUAGAUGGAGGUGGGGCGCAUGUCAAGGAGCUUCAUCCUCAGGUCCGCACAGUCAAAGGAGGCUCUUCAUCACAUCUGGUACGCUCUUAGGAGGUGGCGACUCGUCUCCUGGCAGAUCAUCAUCUUCCCAACGAUGGCUUGUUUGUCGAUCAAUCGGAGAUUAUUUACUUGAUGGAUUUGUGAUCUUUUUAUCGCGAAUCAUUCAGCAAUUUUAGUAGCAAUGCUCCGCGAAUCGCGUUGACGAGAUUUUUGGUGAUGAUCUAGCGAUUCUCGUUGCUUAAUCCUUCACCGACGAUCUGUAGGAAAGUCGCGAUAAUCACAUAAAAAUAUAUGAAUUUUGACUAUGAGAGGAUUUGAACCCACACCAGUCGCCUGCCUCUUCUAAAGAAGGUGUGACGGGGGUUUAGUCCCACAUCGGUUGUGCGCCAAUUUUUCAAGCAAAUAUAUAGUAAUGUUAGCUUUCUAAGCAAAGUCCCUUCUCUCACGUGUACGAUCACUCCUUGCCUCACAACUAGCUAGCCAUUGGUGAUGUGGAAGAGGGAGUGGCACACACGUGCCCUUAUCGGUCCAAGCUACUCGAGCCCCUACUCACGGCUACCCCCCGAUUGUGCUUCUAACUCGCUUGCAGGCCCGGCUGGCCAGCGGGUCCCCCCAUUUUUGUAAUAUUUUUAUUUUUAUUUAUUUUUCUUUAUUUAUCUCAAAAGUAAGACUAUAAAAAUUAUAUAAAAUCACAUAAUUACCCAAAUUUUCACUUUAAUUAACUGAAAACCACUUUUCACACUUUAACACAAAUAUAACUAUAUUUAUCAUGAGUUAAGGCUAAAACUAUAUUAUUUACUAAUUAUUAACUCAUGAUAAUGAAGACUUAUCACUAACCUUAUGUCAUGUGUGUGAAUUCUCGAGCACACAUCCAUCUAAGAAUAAUGUUUACCAUGAAAAUAAGUUGACCGUAUUUCUCUCCUUCUUUAUCUUUGUCUUAUAUAUAUAUAUAUAUAUAUGUCAUGAGACUGCUUCUUCUCUCUCCAUCUCUCGUGAGAUCUCUCCCUUUCUCUUGAUCAAUCUCUUUCUCUUUCUCUCUAACAAUUGAUCUUCCUCUCUCUUCUCUCUCUCUCCUCUCUCUUUCUCGUGAGACCUUUCUCUAUCUCUAUCUCACAUGAGAUUUCCUUCUCUCUCUCCUCUCUCUUUCUCAUGAGACCUUUCUCUAUCUCUAUCUCAGAUGAGAUUUCCUUCUCUCUCUUCUCUCUCUCUCUCCAUCUCACAUGAGAUUUCUUUCUCUCUCUUCUCUCUCUCUCUCCAUCUCACAUGAAACUUUUCCUAUCUCUUCUCUCUCUCUUUUUCUCCUUCCUUUUCUUCACUUCCCUUCUUUAUUCUUCUCACCUCACCCUUCUAUUUUAUUAUUUAUAUUAAAUAUUAAUAUAAUAUUAAAAUUACUUUAUAUAUAAACUAAAUUACUUUUCAUGACAAAUUGAUCAAUCUCCCUAUGUUCGACCUAAGACUUACUUCUAUAUUAAUCUUUUAUUAAGUUUUAGUUAUAAAUAUUAUUAGAUAAUGUGCAUUUAAGCACAAUGACAAGUGCACAUCAUCUUUUUGGCAUCAUUGUUGAGGAGAUUUGUUUUCAAUUAGUGUUAAUUGAUUUAGUUUUUUUCAUAUUUCAGUGAUUUUUUUAAAAAUAUAAUUAUUAGACCUUUCAUUAUUUUUAUUAUUUCAUUUAAAUAUUAUUUCGAAAAAUGAAAAAAAAGUUUAUUAGGCUCAAUUGAUUUCUAUUUAUUUCAUAAAUUAGAAUUUUAACUCUUUAAUUUCUAUUUAUUUACUUGAGUAUUUUAAAUUUCACAUUAAUUUUAUACUUCUCUUUGACAUACUUAUUAGAAUUAUAUAUUCAUGUCAUGAUCAUUGCUAUAUUUAAAUUAUAAAAAACUUAAUUAAUGAAUGGUAGAUACAGCUUGCAACCAAUCUUAGAAAAUCUAACUACCAACCAAUCUAAGAAUUUAGGAGCACAAGAAAAAUGAAAUUUACCACCCAUGUUAAUGACUCCAAUAAUAGAAAAAGGAAAAAAAUCAUCUUCUAUUGAAGUAGAAUCACCUAGAAUGGAUCAUCCAGCCUAAGAGAGUGAGAAUGUUGAAAAUACUCAACUUUAUAAACCUAUAUGUGAUUAUUAUACACUUGAUUUAUAUAGACUUACUUUGCAAGUUAUACCUCUUAUUUUGCCAAAUGCUCAUUUUGAUAUUCAUCAUAGCACUCUACAAAUACUUUCUGAAUUUCGUGGGUUAACUAAUGAGGAACCACAUCAACAUAUUCUUUGUUUUCUAGUUGCAUGUGAACUUAUUCAUUUUCCUAAUAUUCCUUAAGAUACACUUAGGUUACGUCUCUUCUCAUAUUCAUUGCAUGAUAAAGCUAGAGAUUAGCUCACAUCAUUACCACAUGAAAUCACCACAUAAUUAGAACUAGAGCAAGUAUUUUUAGAAAAUUCUAUCCCAUUUGCAAGACUUAUGCCAUCUAGAAAGUCAUUCUCCAAUUUACUCAAAAAUUAGGAGAAGUAUUCCAUGAAUCUUGAAAAAGAUUCAAGGAGCUUUAAAGGAGAUGUCCACAUCAUGAAAUUACCAAAUGACAAUUAAAUCAUAAAAACAGUAUAGAUGCUACAUGUGGAGGCACAUUCAUGAGUAAUGAUGAGGAUGAAAUUUAUAAAUUAUCUAAAAAUUUAAGUAGAAAUUCUGCUAAAAGUGAAUAUUUUGCUUUAUAUGAUCACAACAAUAAUGAAAAUAAAAGAAAAAUAUUUGAGAUUAGAAAUAAUGAUACAUUAGACAUUAGAAAUGAAGUUAGUGAGGUUCAUCAAAAGUUAAAUGUUUUAUAUAAUCAUUUGCUACAUAAAAAGGGACACAAUAUUCAUAUUAUAGAUGUUCAUCAUGUGAUAGGACUGAUCAUUAUAAAUCUAAAUAUCCUAAUUUAGAUCAAGAGCAUACACAUGCACUUCAUGAUCAUAGGAAUCAGUCAAAUCCUUAGAAAAUUAGAAUAAUUUUUUAAAUUCUCAAAAUCAUGUCAUGCAUUAUCAAUCAUUUCAUAGACCUAAUCAUGCAUUUAGACCUCCUCAUCAACCACAAUAUAAUGCUAAGCCCUCUUUUCAUCAAAAUAGUCAUAAUUUCUAGCAAGGUACUCAUUAGCUACUAGCCCACAAUUUCACCCCUUCUUCUACAAGUUCGGUCCCCAAUUUUAACCCACAAUAUCCUAAUUCAUAUCAAAAUCAAUCUGAUAUGAAUUCAAAAUCAGUGCAACAGUUUAUGGGACAAAUGAUGUAAUAAUUUCAGGAAAUAAAUAUAUCUAUGAUGAAAAUGAGGGAGAAAAUUAGAUAAGAAAAUCAGCAAACAACUCUUAGGUUAGAAAAAGAGAUAGGUAAAUUAGUCUUGGCCAAUUCAAAAUGUGAAACAGGUCAUCUUCCUAGUCAACCCAUCAUGAAGUCAAAAUCAGUCUUCUAAUAGCGAUGAACCAUCUACAUCUCAAGGUUUUGAAAAUGUAGAAGUGAUGACAACUUUUAGGAGUGGAAUGCAACUCAAAGAUUCAUAUGCAUCAGAUUUUCUAGAAAAAUACGUUAAUAAUGAUGAAGUGCUGAAUGAUGAGGAUAAUGAACAUAAUAGUUUAUUUUCUGAUGAUGAGAAUUUAGAGGAAGAAAAAUAAGAAUCAAAAAAAGAAAAAUCAAAAAUACCAACCAUUCCUAUUUUAUCAUAGCAAGAUGAACUUAGAAAAAUAGUCCCUUUUCCUAAGAUAGUAGAACCAAAACUUAGGAAAAGAGUUGAACCUAAUGAAGAACUUAUGGAAAUAUUUAAACAAGUUCAUAUCUCUAUUCCUUUGGUAGAUGUAAUUAAACACAUACCUACAUAUGUGAAAUUUUUAAAAGAAUUAUACACACUAUUAAAGCUAGAUUUUUGUGUUUUAAUUAGUUUUAUUAUUUUAUUUUAUUUUAUUUUAUUAACUUGAAAACUAAAUAUAGAAUGUUGUGUUAAUUUUAUAAGUUUGAAGUUAAAAUAUUCGUGUAAUUUUAUAUCAUUUAAAAAUAUAUACAAAAUAAAUUAUAAAAAUAUUCUGCCCAUUGGCAAGUCAACACUCAACAAUUGACCUAGAGGGGUAGUGCAAUCGAGUGGGUAGACUCAAAUAAGGAGAGCCACGAGUUGGGCUCGAGUGGCAAAGGACUCACUACAUGCACAUGUGCAUCACUCCCCUUCCAUGUCCUAGUGGCCAACCAGUCAUGGAGCAAGGAGCAUCCGUACGCACAUGCACGCACGAAGGUGGACCCCCUUUUUGCCUUCUCCCAAGAUAGUCAUGAGCAUUAUUUUAUUUCAGGAGAAGGGAUCUCUACUAAGAGAAUAACUUUGAGUUAUAUUCAGCUUAAAUCAUCUCAAACUUUUGAUGUGGGACUAACUAUUUUCAUAUGUUUCAGUGCAGUCAUUUGGAGUGUUGUGUGAUCUAGUGGUAUUUAGCAAGCCACAUCAUCGGUGGAUAUAAUGCCAUGAUAUUAGAUGUGUAAAGUGAUCCAUCAACAAUUUGUGAAUCUAACAUCGUGAUAAGUCUUCAUUAUCAUGAGUUAAUAAUUAGUAAAUAAUAUAGUUUUAGCCUUAACUCAUGAUAAAUAGAUUUAUAUUUGUGUUAAAAUAUGAAAAGUGUUUUUCAAUUGAUUUACGUGAAUUUUUGGGUAAUUAUGUGAUUUUAUAUAAAUUUCUAUGAUUUUUAUAGUCUUAUUUUUGAGAUAAAUGAAGAAAAAGAAAUUAAAAAAAAAACAAAAUGGGGUGGACCCGCUGGCCAGCCAAGCCCGCAAGCGAGUCUGAAGCGUAGUUGAGUAGCCGUGAGCAGGGGCUCGAGCAACUUGGACCAAUAGGGGCACGUGUGCGCCACUCCCCUUCCACGUCACUAGUGGCCAGCCAGUUGUGGGGCAAAGAGUGGUCGUACAUGCACGAGAAAGGGACUUGCUUGCAAAUGUAACAUUAGAGUAUAUUCGCCUGACACUUUGGCGCACAAGCGAUGUGGGACUAAACCUACAUCACACCUUCCCCAGAAAGGGCAGGCAACCAGCACGGGUUCGAAUCCUACUAGAGUCAAAACUUAUAUUUUUUUAUCUAAUUAUCAUGACUUUCCUACAAACUGCCGGUGAAAGAUUAAGCUGCCAAAAUUGUUGGAUCAUCGACAAAAAUCUUGUCAAUGUGAUUUGCAAAGCAUUGUUACUAAAAUUACUAAACGAUUCACAAUAAAAAGAUUGUGAAUCCAUCGAGUAAGGCAUCUCCAAUUAAUCAACAAACAAGUCGUCGUCAGGAAAAAGAUGAUCCGUCGAGAGACGAGUCACAACCUCUUGAGAGCAUGCCAAAUGCAAUGAAGAGCCUCCUCUUGUUACGUGGACCUAAGGAUGAAGCUCCCUGACACAUGCCCCACCUCCAUCCAACUCCUCUCUGCGAGUGACAGCCGCAAGAGAACUGCAAAGUUGUUGGUUUUCGCUUCGUCAGGUGAUAGUCACCAGAGACGAUUCGAUUACCCAUUUCAUUGAUCUCUAGACUUUGCAAAGAGAUUUAGAAAUUGUCCACGUCGUCCUUGUCUAAGGAAAACCUUCGAGGUCAUGGACACUACAUGACGAUCCUUCCAAACACUCAAGAUUCUGAUGCAUUGCUGAUGCAUCACCGUCGUGACGCCAAAACUCUGUUUUCUUACUUUCAACUUACUUUACCUUUCAUUUAGUGAUAAUUUGUGUGAUUUAAAUUUACCAAGAUAUACUUCAUUUAAUUACGAUUCUUUCGACUUUUAUAAAUCUUAAUUUGAUCGAUUAUAUCAUUUGUAAUUACUUAUGUAAGAAUCACCAGGUGGAACUUUGUUUUUGUCUGAUUCACGUUUGUCGGGAGCUGACGCCAUCUUGACGUCCGUACCCUUAUUUCCCUUUUUCAUGAAUUUUAAAUAUAUUUAUUUUUCAUUUCCUAGUAUAAAAUUUAUAUAAAAUAAUAUUCUUUGAGAAAUUUUUUUAAUAAUUACCAAAUAUUAUAUUACAUCCCUAUGAUCGGCUUGGAAAAUUAUCGCUAUUUUUAGAAGUUUUAUUAAAUUAUACUAGAUAUAUUUGUUCAGAAAUACUUUUAAAUAUCUAAAAAUUCAUAUUUUUUAGUUUUAUAAAUUUUAAAUUUGCGUGAUUUACUAUACAAUGACUAAGUCACGUCACAUCGCUCAACACGAACAUAGAUUUAAAAGAUGAUUUGAUGACUAAGGAGUUUCCACAAUACUAGGAACUUAAGCUCUUGCAUAUAUCAUUGUCAAGAAUUGAUGUGCACUUGUCGUUGUAUUUAAAUACACAUUAUCUAAUAAUAUUUACGACUAAGACUUAAUAAAAUAUUAGUAAAGAAGUAAGUAUUAGGUCUAACACAGAGAGAUUGAUUAAUUCAUCAUGAAAACUAAUUUAGUAUACAUAAAAAGUGAUUUUAAUAUUUUAUCCUUAUUUAAUGGAAAUCAUAAAAUAGAAGGGUGAUGUGAAAAGAAUAAAGAAGGAAAAUGAAGAAAAGGAAGGAGUAAAAUAGAGAGAAAAGAGAGAGCUCUCACUAGAGAGAGAGGGGGUGAGAUCUCCCAUGAAAGGGAGAGAAAGAGAGAGGAGGAGAGAAAGCUCUCACGAGAGAGAGAAGGGAUGAAGUCUCUCGCGAAAGGGAGAGAAAGAGAGAAGAGGAGAGAAAACUCUCACGAGAGAGAGAAGGGAUGAGAUCUCUCACGAAAGGGAGAGGAAGAGAGAGCAGAGAGAAAUAAGAUGAAAAUGAAGAAAGAUAGAAAUACGGUCAAUCCAUUUUCAUAGUGACCAUUAUUCUCAAAUAAAUAUGUGCUCGAGAAUUCAAACACAUGACAUGAGGUCAGCCGUGAACAUCUUUAAUUUAUUGUAACCAUUAAAUGCUCAUUAAUCAGCCUUUAAUCUUGGUGAUUUCACAUUUAAAAAUAGAAAAAUACUUCUUAUUCAUGAAAUGCCAAGAACAUGAAUCAAGAUUUGACAGUAAAAAUCAAUAAAAAAUAAGUUUUAAAUGAUUUUACCUUAAUUUUAGACAAGUUUCAGAGGAUUCAGAAAAAGAAUGAAGAUCAUUCAUCAAGUUUUGAAUUAGUUCUACUCAUUUCAAUCAAAAUAUUCAUGAAAUAGAAAGAACUUAUUGUAAAAUAUAAAUAAAUGACAAAAGUAAGUAAGUCCUAAAAGUAUAGAAUAAAUCAUUGCCCAAGUUUAGUUUGCCUCAUGGGCAACUAGAGACAUCGGUGUGGCUGGUUUCAUUCGGACAUGCUACACCACGUUGGAAGUCAGUAGAAGUAUCAUUUGGAAGCACUUUACCACUUGUCGGAGAGAUCCAUUGAAAGAGGGGUCGACUAUGUUGACAAUGUUGUCUAGAGGGAGAAGACUCACUAGAGACGUCAAUCAUGCAAAAGGAUGGAAGAACAGAUUGUCAUUUUUGUGUCAACUGUCGAGAUUUUAAAGAUAAUUGAUAAUAUCUAUUUACUAUAUAAUAAUCAAUUAUUGUCUUUAUAUCCCUAAUGAUGGUAUGUCUGAGAAUUGAAAUUCCUAGUAUCAUGGCAUUUCAAGAGCCACUAGAUCAAAUGUGCUUGGUCACAUUGCCCACUAAGCCAAACAAGAUCAACUUGCCGCGAACCACAGUCGAUUGAGAACUUAAGUUCAUGGUACCAUAGUGCCACUUUAGCCGUCAAAUCAUCCUUUAAGGUCAUGUGCAUGCUGAGUGGUGUCAAAUUUCAAACCGUUGAUGGAUCACUUUACACAUCUAGUAUCGUGGUGGUUUGUCACCUGCAAGAUCAGGUUAAUUUGAUGAUGUGGCUCACUAAAUACUACUGGAUCACAUUGUGCUUUAGAUGACUAAGCUGAAAUGGACAAAAAUGGUUAGUCCCACAUCAAAAGCUUGCCACCAUUUAAGCUGAAGAUAAAUCAAAGUUUCUCUCUCUUAGUAAAGAUCCCUUCUCUCAAAAAAAAAUAAUGCCUAGGACCAUCUUGAGAGAAGGCAAAAAGGUGGUCUGUGAUAUGCCUUAGUCAUUGUAUAUUAAAUCACGCAAAUCUAAAAUGUAUAAAACUAGAAAAUAUGAUUUUUUUGAUAUUUAGAAGUAUUUCUAAACAAAUAUAUCAAUUAUAAUUCAAUAAAACUUCCAAAAAAAUAGUAGUAAUUUUCCAAGUCAAUCACAAGGAUGUAAUAUAAUAUCUGGUAAUUAUUCAAAAAUUUUCUCAAAGAAUACUAUUUUCUAUGAAUUUUAUACUAAGAAAUGAAAAAAAAUAUAUUUAAAAUUCACAAAAAAGGGAAAUAAGGGUGCAGACGUCAAGAUGAUUCUUACGUAAGCGAUUAUAGACAAUUUAAUUUAUCAAAUUAAGAUUUGUAAAAUCAAAAGAAUCAUAAGUGAACGAAGUAUAUUUUGGUAAAUUAAAAUCACAUAAAUUAUCACUAAAUGAAGCGUAAAGUAAGUUGAAAGUAGGAAAAUAGAGUUCCGAUGUCACAACAGUGAUGCGUCGACAAUGCACUAAAAUCCUGAGUGUUUGGGAGGAUAGUCAUGUAGUGUCCAUGGCCUUGAAGGCUCUCCUUGGACAAGGAUGAUGUGAGCAAUCUCUAGAUCUCCUUACAAAGUUUAGAGAUUAACAAAAUGGGUCGUUGAAUCAUCUCUAGCGGCUAUCACCCGGCGAAGCGGAAAAACAGCAACUUUGCGACUCUCCGGCGGUUGUCACUUGCUGGAGAGGAGUUGGAUGGAGGUAAGGUGCAUGUCAAGGAGCUUCAUCCUCAUGUCCGUGCAGCAAGAGGAGGCUCUUCAUCGCAUCUGGUACGCUCUCAAGUGGUGGUGACUUGUCUCCCGGUAGAUCAUCCUCUUCCUGAUGACAACUUGUUCGUCGAUCAAUCGGAGAUGAUUUACUCGAUUCACGAUCCUUUUAUCGUGAAUCCUUCAACAAUUUUAGUAACAAUACUUUGCGAAUUACAUUGACAAGAUUUUCACUGAUGAUCUAGUGAUUUUAGUUGCUUAAUCCUUCACCAGCGAUCUAUAGGAAAGUUGCGAUAAUCAGAUAAAAAUGUGAGUUUUGGCUCUGGGAGGAUUCGAACCCACGCCGGUUGCCCCCCCUUUCGAGGGAAGGUGACGCGGGUUUAGUCCCACAUCAAUUGUGCGCCAAAGUUUCUAGCGAAGAUAAAGUAAUAUUACAUUCAUGAUCAAGCAUGUGUGUACGACCACUCCUUGUCCCACAGUCAACUGGCCACCAGUGACGUGGAAGGGGAGUGGCGCACACGUGCCCCCAUUGGUUCAAGCCACUCGAGCUCCUACUCACGGCUACUCCCCAACUACGCUUCUGACCCACUUGCCAGCCCAGCGGGUCCCCCCAUUUUGUAAUAUUUCUAUUUUUAUUUCUUAUUCUUCAUUUAUCUCAAAACUAAGACUGUAAAAAUCAUAUAAAUUCGUAUAAAAUCACAUAAUUACCCAAAAAUUCACGUUAAUCAAUUGAAAACUACUUUUCACACUUUAACACAAAUAUAAGUCUAUUUAUCAUGAGUUAAAACUAAAACUAUAUUAUUUACUAAUUAUUAACUUAUGAUAAUAAAGACUUAUUAGUUUACCCUCGCACAAGCACGUGUGUAUAGAUACUCCUUGCCCCACGACCAGUUGACCACCAAGAUGUGAAAGGGGAGUGACGCACACAUGCAUAGAGUGAGUCCUUCAUCACUCAAGCCCAGCUCAUAGCUCCUUAAUAAGUCUUCAUUAUCAUGAGUUAAUAAUUAAUAAAUAAUAUAGUCUUAGCCUUUACUCAUGAUAAAUAGAUUUAUAUUUAUGUUAAUUUAUGAAAAAUAGUGUUAGUGGAUUAAUGUGAUUUUUUUGUUAAUUAUAUAAUUUUAUAAAAAUAUAUAUGAUUUUUAUAAUUCUAUUUUUGAAGAUAUAUGAAGAAAAAGAAAAUUUAAAAAAAUAGAAAAAAAGGACCUACCGACCAGUUGGGCCCGCAAGUAGGUCAGAAGUGCAAUCAAGGCAGAGCCACAAGUAGAGACUUGAGUAGCUAUAGACCGAUGGGGGCAUGUGUGCACCACUCCCCUUCCAUGUCACUAGUGGCCAGCUGGUUGUGAGACAAGGAGCAGUCAUACACACGAGAAAGGGGCUCAUUACUUAUAAAUUUGAUAUUACUCUAUAUUUGUCCAAAACUUCGACAAACAAAUGAUGUGAGACUAAAGCCAUGUCACACCUUCCCUAGAAUGAUGUCGAUUAUUUCAAUACUUAAGAUACCUAUUAGUUAUAAGAAUGAUAUAGCAUGAUGACACCCCUUUAUAAGGGUAUUAUAGUACUUAUUUCACUCCCUCUCAUGUAAGCAAAUGACUAGCACAGGUUUAAAUCUUUUUGAAGUCAAAAAAUAUUUUUUUAUCUAAUUAAAUCGUGAUUUUUUUACAUAUCGCUGGUGAAGUAUUAAGUCAGCAAAUUGCUUAAUCAUCGAUAAAAAUCUUGUCAAUGUGGUUCGCAAAGCAUUGUUACUAAAAGUACUGAAUGAGUCGCAAUAAAAGGAUCGUGAAUCCAUCAAGUAAAUCAUCUCCGAUUGAUCAAUGAACAAGUAGUCGUCAAGAAGAUGAUGAUCUACUAAAAGAGUAAUAAUAUAUUGAUUAUGACAUUUAUAAUGUAGCAUGUUAUCUUAUUAAAAAUAAAUAUUUAUUAUUUUUUUAGGUAUUUCAUUGAGUUUGAUAUUUUUUAAAAGUUUUAAUAAUUUUUCUUUGAGUUUUACAAUCAUAAUUAAUUUUUUAUUAAUAUGAGAGAAUUUUAGAGAUUUUUAAUUUCUUUUUAUGGUUUUUAGGAGGCCAAUAUAUGCUUCAACGGACAAGAUCUGAUAUGUGGAGAUGAGGCAACGAAAUCAAGGGUUGAGGCAUUGACACACAGCAUCAUCAAAUGAGGAGAUCAAAAGCCAUCAAAAAUGUCCACACAAUCAACGGUAGAUGGAGCAUACUUACCAAGGGUGUAGUGGAUCUCAACAUUCAAGAAGAUUUGACAGCUACGAUAAGACUUCCAAAUCCAAUGCUUUAGAUCAACUCGAGAAGAAACCGUCUCUCAUCCGAUUUUAUCACGGGCAAAAAGAUAGAAAUAUCCUCAUUUAAUUAUAGCCCUACACAUGUAUUCUCAUCCUCUCGUAUAAACCCUUAUGCAUUUAAGCUACCAUUUAGGGGUGGAAGAAUGUAACUUCAAAUGCCCCGACAUUUUGUCAGCUCACAUGAAACAUCAUUGAGGUUUGACAUCAGAUUUGGAUGUGUUUUGGUUGAUUCAAGUGUGGAUUCAAAGCGUAGAGCCAUGUUCAAAGCAUCAGAAUAGCUACUCGAAGAGGAAACCACCUGGCCUUGACAACAUAUAGAGGCCUGAGGUAAGUUCAUCUAAGUUCGAUGUGCUCCACACAUGAUCAAUCACUUAGGUAUUCGUAGGUUUGAAAUAGAGUGAUUUAUAGUUUUGAUUCUGCAUUACGAGUCUUUUAUAUGUGUGUUCACUUCUCUAGCAUUGUCCACAUUGUUGAUUUUCUAUUUUCCCCCAUUUCCAACAGCAAAAAUUCUUUUUAGUUGUGGUCACCUCUCUUUUGAUGGUCAUUUGAUUUAAAUAGUAACUAAGUAUGUCUAAUUUCCAUUCCUUGUGGAUCAACCUCAAGUUCACUAGAGUAUUACUUAUUUUAGUAUUUUUAUUUAAUAAAUUCAUGAUUAUAAAUAUUUUUUUGAUCAAGAGAUUUUAGGGCUUUCAACGACCCUUGAUUUUAUUUUAUUAGAGAUGGGUCGCCACCUCUUGAAAGCAUAUCAAAUGCAAUGAAGAACCUCCUCUUCCUAUGUGGACUUAAGGAUGAACCACCAUCUAACUCCACUCUAUCAGGUGAUAGUCACCGAAAAGCUAUAAAUGAGUUAAAAGAAUGAUUUAGUAGCAUGAAAUGUUAUAAUACUCUUUGAAUACAUGCUAAAUAACAUAGAUUUGAUUUUACAGAUUUUCACUUCGUAAUCUUGAUAGAUAGUAUUUACUUGAUGUGAAAAUUUGAUUGCUUAUUUGAGUUUAAUAGUGAUAUUUACACCUUGAUCUAUAGGACUUGUGAAGAGAAAUCACUUAUUUUGGAAUUAAAAAAAAUAGCAAUGUGAAAAAUCUAAAAAUGAAUAAUAUAAAUGGAGGGUGUGAGACAUCAUUCUCAUUGUCGAAAAUCAUCCAUAGAAAAAUAAUUGCUGCAAAAUAAGUAAAUAAUAUGAAAGUCCUGAAAAUGAAGAAUACAAAUGGACGGUGUGAGACAUCAUUCUUAUGGUCAAAAUUUGUCUACAAGAAAAACUACUUAUUCACUAUAGAAAAAAUAGAAGAAAUAUAAUAUAAAGUUUAAAAAUCAAGCCAUGAAAAAAUAAAAAUAUAAGAUUAAUAUUAUUUUUAGAUGAAUAUUGAUAAUUAGAAUAUCUUGUGGAUUAUAUCUAUGAGUGAAGAAGUGAUAAAGAUGUGAAUAGAAGAAGUGAAGUCUAGAUGAUUAUUCUAAUGAGUGCGCAAAUAUUUAAGUGCUUGAUAUCAUUCUUAAAUACUUGAUAUAAGAGUCCAAAGUGUCUAGAAGUGCAUCACUUCUAAUUGUAUUUUUUUUUAUACUAAAAUAUGAUGUUUUCAGAUUUAUGAAUUUUAAUUGUUAUAAUUUUAUUAUUAAGAGACUAUUAAUGAUUUAAGUUGAGGGCCAUUAAAAUUUGAUGUGACUUAGUCGUUGUAUAGUAAAUUACGUAAAUUUAAAAUUUAUAAAAUUAGAAAAUAUUAGUUUUUAGAUAUUUAGAAGUAUUUCUGAACAAAUUUCUCAAAUAUAGUUUAAGAAAAGUUCCUAGUAUAUUUUGGUAUCAAUAUUAAUCUAAUUGAUUUAAUUUUUCGUGCAUGCAACAUGAUGUAAAAAAUUUAUAAAUUAGAUAGUUCUAAUAGUUUUACUUUCUGUUUUCAAUUCUAUUUUCAAAAACAAUGAAUUUGUCAAAAAUAAAUCAAAACUAUCCUCUUUAUAGUUGUAAUUACGAAUUUCAGUAAUAUAUGUCUAGGAGAUUGAAAUGUGAGAAAAGGUCUCUAAAAUUUUAAAUUUUGGGCUGUUUUUUCUCUACUAUUUUUGACAGUUUAUAAAUUAUUUUAUAUUAUUCUUGACAGAAAACCAGAAAAUAAAUGUUGUAGUUUUUCUAUAAAAAAUUUAGUUACUUUUCUAAGUGAGCAUAAAAAAAAAUACAAACACAUGUUCUUAGUCGUUCUACAAUAGAAAUUAAGAUUUAAUAUUUCACCCCUCAACUUAAAAAUGACAUUGUCCUCAAUGACAUAGAACUUAAGGAAAACAAAUAGAAUGAAAUAAAAAACAUCGAUUGUCUCUUAUGCAAUGUUGAAUUUAAUGUCUAUAGCUAGACAACUUUUAGAUCAUAUAAGAUGAUCUAUGGCCAUCAAAACAUAUUUAUACCCUAAGGUAAAUUUCAUGAUAUUCUUUUUCAGAUUUAACAUAAUUUCAUGUGCUUCAUAUAUAUACCUUGACAUACUUUCAGCCAAAACAAAAUGAAAAUUAAUAAAAUUUUCUCAAAAUUAAUAUUUCUAUUUUGAAAAAAAAAAGUUCUCAUUUGUAAGGCUCUCAUUCAUUAGUAAACGCUUUUAUCAAUAGAUUACAAAAUGUGAUCAGUCCAUAUAAUUUUCAAAUUAGCUCUUACUCAAUUUAAAAAAAAUCAUCUAAAAUGAUACCUCUAGUUCUUCCACUCACCCUUUUCUUAAUGUAUUCUUUUAUCUGUAUAAUCUUCCCCUACUCUAUUUUAUCUUUACUACAUAUUUAUUUAAUUUUUUAUAAGUAAAAUAUUUCAAGCAUAGACAUAAUUUUAAUGGGCUGGGUUUUGAAGGAUGGAAGAAUUGUCUACUUUAAUCUCAGAUCUAAUAAAUUCAUUUAAAUUUAAUUUUUUUCCUCUAAAAUUAGUUAUAUAUUCAUAUUCAUUAUUUUCGUUUCUCCCCAUUAGUUAAAUCAACUCUCUUUCUAACUUUUCAUUUCUCAACUCAUCAAAUUCUUCAUCCUUCCAAGAGUUAUCUUUUAAUUUUGGUAUAUGAUAUGCAUCAUCAUUCUCACUAUAAACAUCUAUGGCUGCAAAAUACUGAUUAGAUUUAUUAAUUCAUCUUCUACAUCUACCAAAUCAACUAGUUUUUCUUCACGUGAAAUAUAUUUUUCUUUAUUUUUGUUCUUACUCCUUUCUACUAAAAUUUAGAUUAUUUUUUCAUGAUCAAUUGUUGUUUCUUCAUCUAAGGGCUCUUUUUCCUUAUCAUCCUCACUAUAUUCAUUCAUCAAUUGUGAGCAAUAAAUAAUUUUAUUUAAAUUUUCUACUACUAUAUUUUCAGCCUUAAUAUUCUCAUUUACUUCUAAUGACUCAUAUAUUUCCUCUAAUAAUUUGAAAUAAGGAUCAAGUAAAAUAUUGUCACUCAAUGUAUUUAUUAUCCUAACAUUUUCAUUUUUUAGGUUUUUUUUAAUUUUUUCAAGUUAAACUCUCCUUGUUGAAAUCUUACUAUUGGAUAGUUUCUUAAAUUUGUUAUGAGUUGACUAAGUGGUUGUCCCUCUUCUCUCUUAUUUUCAAAAGCUUCUAUAAAUUAUUUUUGCUGCAACAUCAUUUGGUUCAUUAUUUUUUACAUCAUUUGGCGUAUUUACUAUAUCAUAUCUAUAAAAUUAGGUUGGAUUUGAUAGGAUUGAUUUUUCUAACAUCUGUGUCCCUAUUUUGAACAAAAUUCAGAAUUUAAAUUGGGUUUAAGUGCUUCUGAAUUUUGAGUAUUAUUUAGGUCUCUCUACAAAAAAUUCUUUCCUCAAUUAAGAUUAUAAGAAUUAGAAAAAUAUUCUCUAUUUCUACUAAAAUCAUGUGGUACUUACACAUACUCUUGCUUAAGCUGAAAUGAUUGAUCAAAGUUAUAGCAUUGAAAUUCAAAAUGAUCAUUUUCAUCAUAGAUAUGACAGGUACUAUAUGCAUUAAAUUGAAGGUUAAGAGGCUUUCUAAUAUUGUCACUAAGUAAAUCAAGUUUUUUUAAUCUUUGAUUAAUCUAAUUGACCUCAUUUCUUGAAUUAGAAUCAUCAUCAUGAUGCAAUUCAUAAAUCUAUAUCUUCUUCUUCUUGUCAUAUAAUUCAAAAGAGAUUUUAUCUUUAGAAUUAUUACUUAAAUUCUCAUAAAGAUUAUAAAUCUCAUCAAGAGUUUUCUCUAUAAAAACUCCUCCACAUACAAAAUCAACCAUAUUUCAAUGUUGUUCUAAAAAUUCAUCAUAAGAAAUUAUAUCGAGCUGUCACUUUGGUAUAACAUGAUGAGGAUAAUUUCUAUGUAAAUCUUUGAAUUUUUCCUAUGUCUCAUAUAAAGUUUCUCUUGACUUUUGAGCAAAACUUCAUAUAUAUUUUCUCAUAUUUUUGAGUUUUCACUAAAGGAUAAUUUUUGUGAAGAAAUUCAUAUUAUAUGUCUUUUUAACUAGUUAAUUCUCUAUCUAGUGUGGAUAACCAAUAACUAGUCUUGUCCCUAAGUGUAUGAGUAAAUAAUUUCAUCUUAAUAAUUUCUAAUGUAACUUGAGGGAGAUUAAUUAAAUCACAAACCAUAUGAAAUUUUUCUAAAUGUUGAUAAGGUUCCUCUAAAAGUAAUCUAUGAAAAUUAAGGAGCAUUUGGAAAAUUUCUAGAUUUAUUUCGAAUUUAACUAUGGGUGCUAAUGGGACUCUAAUAUUAGAUGUAGGGAUAUAAUAAUUUUUCAUGGCCAUGGGAUUAUUAUCAAUUUGACCUGUACUAUCUUCAAGAUCCAUAAAAAUUGAUCUUUUUCUUUUGAAUUUUUAGUUUUGAAUAAAAGUGAAAGGAUUUUUUAGUCUUUGAUGUAAGGAUCUUUGACCAUGCAUAAAAAUUAAUAAAUUUGAAGAAAAAUUUUAAUAAUUAUUACCCUCCUUCAGUCUAUUCCAAUCUUUGCCUUGUUGUUCUUCAUUUCUUUUUUAAUUUUUCUACAAGAAGAAAAUAAAAAUAAGAGUUUUUUUUGUGUAUUCUAAGAGAAAAAUAAAAAAAAUAUCAAAUAUUAUGUAAUACAUCCCCCGCAAUGACGCCAAAUGCAAUGAAAAGUCUCUAGUGAGUCGUCACCUCUUGAGAGCAUACCAAAAUGCGAUGAAGAGCUUCCUCUUACUAUGUGGACCUGAGGAUGAAGCACCAUGACACGUACCCCAUCUCUAUUCAACUCUCCAUUGGGUGACAGCCGCCGAAGAGCUGCAAAGUCACUAUUUUUCCGUUCUACCGGGUGACAGCUACUGAAGAUGAUUCGACAACCUAUUUCAUCAAUCUCUAGACUUUGCAAGAAUAUCUAGAGAUUACCCACGUCAUCUUUGUCUAAGGAGAGCCUUUGAAGAUGUAGACACUACACGACAAUCUUUCCAAAUGCUUAGGAUUCCGGUGCAUCGCCAAUGUAUCACCGCCGCGACAUCAAAACUAUAUUUUACUAUUUUUUAAUUAGUUUCACUUCUUCUAACAUUUUUUGGACUUUAAAAGGAGAUCUAACGAAUGCCCAAAUCACCUAUGUCUAAAAAAAGCCUUUGAGGUUGCGGACAUCAUUUGAUGACCCUCUCAAACACACAAAAUUCUAGUGAUUACUGUCGCGAGGUUGGAACUCUACUUUUCUUACUUUCAACUUAAUUCUCACUUUAUUUAGUGAUAAUUUUUGUGAUUUUCACUUUCUAAACUAUUCUUUGUUCAAUUAUGAUUUUUUUGACUUUUACAGAUCUUAAUUUGACCAAUUGAAUCCUUUGUAAUUACUUACGUAAAAAUCAUCAGUGAAACUCUAUCUUCACCUGAUUUGCAUUUAUCAAGCACUAACGUCAUCAUGAUGUCUUCACUCCUUAUUUUUUUUCACAAAUUUUAAAUAUAUUUUAUUUUUAAUUUUUAGUAUAAAAUUCAUAAAAACUGUAUUCUUCAAAGAAAAUUCUGAAAUAUUACUUGAUAUUAUAUUACAUCUUUGUGAUUGACUUUAAAAAUUUUCAUUAUUUUUGAAACUUUUAUUAAAUUAUAAUUGAUAUAUUUGUUCAGAAAUACUUAUAAAUAUUUGAAAAUUAAUAUUUUAUAGUUUUAUAAAUUUUAAAUUUGCAUGAUUUACUAUACAACAACUAAGUCAUGUCACUCCCUCAACUAAGCAAUAUAUCUUAUGUUUAUUAUGAAAGUUAAUAAAAUAAAAUAAAAUAAUAAAAGUAAUUAAAACACAAAAAUCUAGCUUUAAUAGGAAUCUAGAUAUAAUAAUCAAUUAUUAUUUAGUAAAAUAGAUAUUAUCAAUUAUAGUUAAAAUCCCAAUGGGAGUUGCAAAUACAAGAAUCCAUUCUUCUCUCCUUUUAUGCAAUCGACAUCUCUAGCGAUUAGCAAAGCUCGUUCCUUCCUCCUCUGACUACACUCAAAGUCUCUAGUGAGUGGUCAGCUCUUCCCUUCUUCCCCCAAAUGAUGGUGACAAUGUGGUCGGCCCAUCUUUUGGUGGAUCUCUCUAGCAAGCGGUGGCUCUUCCGAACAAUACUUCUGCAACUUCCAACAUGGUGUGAGACAUGGACAAAAUCAAGCCACCACACUAGUGUCUCUAGUUGCCCAAAAGAUAGAAUAAACUUGAGCAACAAUCUAUUUCUUGCUUUCAAUAUUUACUUUCCUAUUUUUGUCACUUAUUUUUAUUUUACAAUUGGUUAUUUCUAUUUCAUGCAGAUUUUGAUUGAAACGAGUAGAACUAAUUCAAAACUUGAUGAACAAUCUUCGUUCUUCUUUUGAAUCCUUUGAAACUCGUCUAAGAUCAAGCUAAGAUCAUUUUAAACUUAUUUUCUAUUAAUUUUCAUAGUUGAAUCUUGACAUGUUCAUAUUCUCAACAUUCUGCAAAUAAUGAGUAUUUUUUUAUUUUUGAAUGUGAAAUCAUCAAGAUUAAAGGUUGAUUAAUGAGUAUUAAAUUGUAAAAAAAACUAGAGACAUUUACGAUUGAUGUCAUGUCAUGUGUGUGAAUCUUUGAGCACACAUUUGUCUAGGAAUAAUGGUCAUUGUGAAAACGAGUUGAUCGUAUUUCUCUCUUUCUCUAUUUUCAUCUUAUUUCUCUCUCGCCUUCUCUUGUGAGACCUCUCUUCUCUCUCCAUCUCUCAUGAAACCUUUCCCUUUCUCUCCCUCUCUUUCAAUCGUCUCUUUCUCUAGCUCUCUCUCUCAAUCAAUCUCCCUCUCUCCUUCUCUCUCUCUCUCUCGUGAGACUUUUAUCUUUCUCCAUCUCACAUGAGAUUUCUCUCCUCCUCUCUCUUUCUCUCCCUUUCAUGAGAGAUCUCAUCCCUUCUCUCUCUCAUGAGUGCUCUCUUUUCUCUCUUUUCCUCUUUCCUUUCUCUACUUUUCUUCCUUUAUUCUUCUCACCUCACCCUUCUAUUUUGUUAUUAUCAUUUUCAUGAUGGAUUAGUUUUCACAAUAGAUUAAUCAAUGUGCUUGUGUUCGACUUAAGACUUACUUCUAUACUAGUAUUUUAUUAAGUCUUAAUUAUAAAUAUUAUUAAAUAAUGUGUAUUUAAACACAACGACAAGUGUCCAUCACACAUCUCGUAGAUCACCUUAGAAGAUAUCUUUAUCCGAAGAGGUUAGUGUCAUUAUUUCUCAUUCUUUGCGUAAGAAAUGUAAGGAUCCAAAGCACCACUCAUCUCAUGUAAAGUGAGUGAAACUACAUUUAGAAAUGUGCUCUUAGAUUUGAAAGUAAAUGUUAAUUUAUUAUCUUUGACUAUUUUGAAAAAUUUUGAAUUAGAAGAACUAAAACUGACUUUAGUAGAACUUCAGCUAAUUACUAGAUCUAUUAAAACACCUAGGAGUCUCCUAGAAGAUGUUAUUAUCCAUGUUAAAGAAUUUAGAUUUUUAGUAGAUGUUUUUAUUUUAAAUAUUUCUAUUUUAGAUAAUCUCACUCAUGCACCAAUCAUAUUAGGACGCCUAUUUCUUGCCACAACCAAAGCAAAUAUUGAUUGUAAAAAUAGGAUUAGAAAUAUGAAAUUUGAAAGUCAAAACAUCUCCUUAAAUGCUUUUAAAAGUUCAAGAUUUCCACAUAAAGAUAAUGAUAAUUAUGAAGAUAUUAAUGCAAUUGAUUCAUGCAUAAAAGAAAUGAAUUAUGUUUAA